Messenger RNA from Prunus armeniaca (apricot), 498 nucleotides. The record is from the annotation of a GenBank genome assembly. NCBI's taxonomy places the organism in Eukaryota, Viridiplantae, Streptophyta, Magnoliopsida, Rosales, Rosaceae.
AUGAUAACAAAAUGGCUGCGGGCAAGGGACAAUGCCAGUGGCGGUGCUGCUGUAAAAUGGAAAUUGUUAGGGAUCAUAAGGGACUCUACGGGUGGAUGGAUCAAGGGCUUUGUUACAAAUUUGGGGUGUGGUAAAAUCCUUGAAGCUGAAUUAUGGGGUGUUUUCAGGGGUUUACUUCUUACGUGGAACGAAGGUAUCCAAAGAAUUAAUGCGGAGUGUGUCUCUUUUACUGCCAUCUCCUUAAUUAAUGGAGAGACUAGGCCUAGUCACCCUCUCUCUAGCCUCAUCCAUAGUUGCAAAGACAUGCUCUUGUGUGAUUGGGAGUGUUCCAUCUCUCAUAUUUAUAGAGAACAAAACAUUGCUGCUGACCAUAUGGCUCAGAUGAGGCAAAGUUCCAAUUUGGGUUAUCAUGUUGUUGGUCUUCCCCCUCCUUCUAUUGUAAGCCUCUUGGCAAAUGACUCUGUUAGGAUGACCACUGCUAGGCUUGUCCCAGUGUAG